CCAACCGGAAGCCUCCCUUACACGACUGUAGUUUUCCUCUGCGUCUCUGUUGAGCUGCCAACCGGCCGAAAAGAGACGAACCUGAAGCCCGCUGAGCUCACCUGCCAGAGAGGAACCACAGCAGACAGGUACGCUAAACAUGGCGGCGAGGAGCAACACGUGAACCCCCCCGCUGCCUGCUGCAGGGUGAAGAAGACUGAAGAAGACUCUCACCGCAUCCGAAGAGCGGAAGUUCAACCAAAACACUUGAAGUGAGACUCCUCGUUAUUGUCUCGAGCUGUGCAGAGAAGACCUGCUGCACUUUAAGAGUUUGAGAAAUUCAAAAGGCACCUGAGCAGACAGGUGCGAUGAGCAGGGAGCUGAACGUGCCGAUGUGCUCCCCGGCCCCAGGGAUCUCAGAGCAGGCUCUGGACGGCGGGGGGAUGGACUACAGGGACUGGGUGAGACGCAGUUACCUGGAGCUGGUCAGCUCCAACCAUCACUCAGUGCAAGCUCUGUCCUGGAGGAAACUCUACCUGAGCCGGGCCAAGCUGAAGGCCUCCAGCAGAACCUCUGCACUGCUGUCUGGCUUCGCAAUGGUGGCCAUGGUGGAGGUGCAGCUGGAGAUGCAGUACAGUUACCCUCCUGUGCUGCUCAUUGCCUUCAGCGUGUGCACCACCGUGCUGGUGGCGGUGCACCUCUUCGCUCUGCUGAUCAGCACCUGCAUCCUGCCCAACGUGGAGGCCGUCAGCAACAUCCACAAUCUCAACUCUGUGAGCGAGUCGCCGCACGUGCGUAUGCACCACUACAUCGAGCUGGCCUGGGGCUUCUCCACAGCCCUGGGCAUCCUGCUGUUUUUAGCAGAGGUGGUGCUCCUCUGCUGGAUCAAGUUCCUGCCCGUGGACUCCAGUUUGCCCAAAAAGCAAGUUUGCACUACAGUGGCCCCCGCCUCGGGGAAGCCUACGACACCGCAAGCUGUGCCGCAGGACAGCGGCUGGCUGGCUGCGCUGGCGUCCACCAUCAUCAUGGUCCCGGUGGGGGUGAUUUUUGUCUUGUUCACCAUUCACUUCUAUCGCUCUCUGGUGCGCCACAAGACGGACCGUCACCACCAGGAGAUCGAAGAACUGCACAAGAUCAAGGUGCAGCUAGACGGCCACGAGAGGGGCCUCCACACCGUGUGACGCCACGACUGUCGCUUUAAGGACUUCACUUUCAUAUUUAUCUCUUCGCUGACAUUUGUACCGCUCAUUGUUAACGUCUCGCUUGGACUCGUAGGCCGUGAGCGUUAAAGCUCGUCACUUUGCAGCUCAGACAGCCGACACAUGUCCGACUGCUCAUUUCUUCUUAAGCUAAAGUUGCGUUGUCGGGCCUUUGUUUGUGUUUUAGAUCCGUUACAAGUGACGGUCAAGGAUCACGUAAAAGGUUUACAGAGGAAAGGGCUGGUGUGUUCUGCGUGCCAUCUUUGUGCAAUGCCUGUUUUCAUUGGAGGGUUUGGUUCAGCCAAAGAGCUGCCAUCGCUUCGUCCAGAGUAAACGCCAUAAAUAACUUUGUACGUCUCAAUAUGACUUGACUUGUUUGGUGUCUGUAAACUGGAUUCUGUGCUCAGGUGCAGACUCUGUAACGACGCUUCAGGAGGCUGAUCAGAUCAUUUUUAAAAGCUCAUUUAAUACUGGAUUCAGAUGUGAUGCUGUUGCAUGGUGAGGUCACUGUUUACACUUAAACCUGCUCCUCGGUCAGGCGCGCGCUUCACGUAAGAGCUGAGCUCGUUGUUUUAACUGUAAAAACCUGCGUCACUCAAAAAACUUAAUGUCCGUCUCACUUUAUUCUGAGUUUGUGAAGUCUUAAAAACAUCUUCCUCAAACGUUUCGUCCUUCAAACAGCUUCUUUUUACAAAGCCUGUCGACGCUGUUCAAGCCACUCAAUCGUGCCAAAUGCUUAAAUAUGAAUGUGUUACUGUCCAAAUAGAGUUCUGCCUUCCAGAACCUUUGCCUUUUUAUGAGCUGCUGUUUUGCUAAAGGUCAUAACGAGCGUCACAGAGUACACGCUGUACUCGGCGUGACCCCGUGACCUCCAGUUUAUGGAGUAAAUCUUCGGGAUCUUUCAGAAAGACUCGAGUUUCUAAACAUGUUACAUUCCAAAUAAGAUGACUGACCAAAGUGUUUGUGUCGGGUUGUUUCGUGUGUUUCAGAGGAGACAGAAGUGCACUUGUAGUUUAGUUGUACGGUGAGAAUAUCUUUCUUCGUCUCGUGUUUGUGCUUCUUAAAUAAAUAACUGUGGAGGUCAUGGAGACCCGUGUUCACAGCCUGCAAGACUUCCAGAAUAAAACAUAUUAAAGUUC
Cottoperca gobio is the source of this 2317-nucleotide messenger RNA. RefSeq names its product ORAI calcium release-activated calcium modulator 2 (gene orai2). Gene Ontology annotation, molecular function: store-operated calcium channel activity. The record is from RefSeq and is a predicted model, not a curated record. NCBI's taxonomy places the organism in Eukaryota, Metazoa, Chordata, Actinopteri, Perciformes, Bovichtidae. Bases 348 to 1160 code for a protein of 270 amino acids. The transcript is spliced from 3 exons. Gene Ontology annotation, biological process: store-operated calcium entry. Gene Ontology annotation, cellular component: membrane.